AGAAUGGAGGUAAUUUGUAAGUCCGAAAAUGAUGGUAUUCUUUGUUUCGACACAACUGAAAGUCUUUUUCUAUGGAAUGAAAUAGAGAAUAUUACUCCAAAUCCUCAUCAAUCAACUUACAAAUUGAACAAUUUUAAUUGGAAUAAAGCAGCAAAACGACCACGAACUCUGGUUUGCCAUGAUCAUCGUGGAGGUUAUUUGGAAUAUGAAAGUCUUCAAGGUAUCACUUGUACUUCUCUACCAAACAAAGACAAAGAACGCCAAAUUCCAAUUUAUUCAUUUUUUCAUUGGUGGUAUAUUGACAUUUUUGUUUAUUUCUCCCAUCAUUUUGUUACUGUGCCGCCUGAUGUUUGGAUUUUGGCUGCACAUCAACACGGAGUUUUGAUUUUAGGAAUAUUUAUAAUCGAAUCAGUCUCUCUUUUCAAUCAAUCUUUUUCUGAUGAUUCCAUUACCGAUAAAAUUGUUUCUUCCCUCGUUGAUUUAUGCAAAAAUAUGAAUUUUGAUGGCUGGCUUAUUAAUAUUGAAAAUCGCGUUUAUUCUGUUUAUUUGGACCGAUUAGAAGGGUUUCUGAGAAAGUUGAGACGAGAUUUGCGAGAUAAUGUUCAUAAUUGCACUCAAGUUGUAAAUUCUGGUGAAUUGUGUUGGCAGAAUGAGCUCAAUAAGGACAAUAUGCGUUGGUUCUCAUCUGUUGAUGGUUUUUACACAAAUUAUGGCUGGACAGAAUGUCAUCUUCAACGAACUCUCGAAACUUUUUACAAAAACUUUUCUGAGGACAAAUCUCUUUUUGAUAUUUAUAUUGGAAUUGAUGUUUUUGGACGGGGUUGUACAGGCUGGGAAUGCUUUAAACCUUUGGAAGUUAUUCGUCGUUACAACUUUUCUACAGCAAUAUUUGCGCCAGGUUGGAUUUGCGAGACUUGUCCUAAAAGGGAUCAGAAAAUUAGUCUUUUUGAUAAUUCUGAGAAGUUCUGGAAUUUGUUAAAGCCCUAUUUAUUUCCCCAUAAAAUGGUCUCAAAACAAUUUUGUACAAAUUUUUCUGUUGGAUUUUCUUCAGAAUGUCUUGAUUUUUGUUCUGAAGAAACAAAUAAUUUUUGUAUGAAGAAUCUCAACAUUCAACCUUUUUAUUUGAGUUCUACAGCAUUUUCAAAGGAUUUAAAGCCUGGGAUUUUAAUUGACAAUGUUGGAAUGUUUAAUUAUAAAUCAUCAUUUCCCGUUGAAUUUGUUAUAGAAGUCUCAAACAGCUUAAAUGUUGAACAUUUAUUGGCUAAAACUAAAAAAUCCGAAGAGCAACCAGAAAAUGUUCAAGGAAUAACCAAAAAAUUUUCUAGUCAUUUCAACAACAAAAAUACUGAGGGAGAAGAACAAAAACAAAUUGAUGAGGAAUAUUUUCCAUUAAUUAUAGAAGACAAUUUGGAAUUAAAUUUGCAACAAAAAUCUGGUUGGUAUAUUAAAAAAAUAAUUUUAUGGGUAAAAAAUAAUAAUAAUUUUCCUAAAAUUGAAAAUCAAAACGAUUUUCAAGAAAAACGUUUAUUUUAUUUUAAAAUGAAUUUAGUCUAA
Molecule: messenger RNA, 1554 nt
Organism: Meloidogyne enterolobii
Lineage: Eukaryota; Metazoa; Nematoda; Chromadorea; Rhabditida; Meloidogynidae
Source: the annotation of a GenBank genome assembly